AUGCUCCGGUUGCUGAGUUCCCUUCUGCUUGUGGCCCUUGCCUCAGGCUGUGGCCAGCGUGCCUACAACCCCUCCAGCCGUGUUGUCAAUGGUGAAGAUGCUGUUCCUUACAGCUGGCCCUGGCAGGUCUCCCUUCAGUAUGAGAAGGACGGGAGCUUCCACCACACCUGUGGUGGCACCCUUAUUGCUCCUGACUGGGUUAUGACUGCAGGUCACUGCAUCUCGAGUUCUUUAACCUACCAAGUGGUACUGGGCGAGUACGAUCGGGCCGUGAAAGAGGGUCCAGAGCAGGUGAUCCCCAUCAACGCUGAAGACCUCUUUGUGCACCCCAAGUGGAACCCCAAGUGUGUGAGCUGUGGCAAUGACAUCGCCCUGGUCAAGCUCUCAAGAAGCGCCCAGCUAGGAGACACAGUCCAGGUUGCCUGCCUCCCUCCUGCUGGUGACAUCCUCCCCAACGGAGCACCCUGCUACAUUAGUGGCUGGGGCCGUCUUUCCACCAAAGGGCCUCUCCCUGACAAGCUGCAGCAGGCCCUGCUGCCCGUGGUGGACUAUGCACACUGCUCCAAGUGGGACUGGUGGGGCUUCUCCGUGUCAAGGACUAUGGUGUGUGCUGGCGGGGAUAUCCGGUCUGGCUGCAACGGAGACUCUGGAGGACCCCUCAACUGUCCCACUGAGAAUGGCACCUGGCAGGUCCAUGGUGUGACCAGCUUCGUUUCUUCCUUGGGCUGCAACACCAAGAAGAAGCCCACGGUGUUCACCCGUGUCUCAGCCUUCAAUGACUGGAUCCAGGAGACCAUAGCAAACAACUAG
This is a messenger RNA of Cricetulus griseus (Chinese hamster), 810 nucleotides long. Lineage: Eukaryota; Metazoa; Chordata; Mammalia; Rodentia; Cricetidae. The record is from RefSeq and is a predicted model, not a curated record.